GUACAAAGGAUGGCUUUGAUGCCACGUUGGAGCAUCUCAUGCGUGAGGUCGGGCUCGAGGAACGCGAGGAUGAUGCGAUCACAAAAUCUCCAAAGCGAGAGCUUGAAAAUGAUUUUGCCAGGGUCGCCAAGGAACUGGAGGAUGAAACCAGGUUGGCCAAGGAACAGGAUGAUGCCUGGCGGAAGAAAGCUGAGCAAACAAGAUUGGCCAAGGAAAGGGAGGAAGCUGAGAAAGCCAGCAGAAUGGCGAAGGAAAGGGAGGAAACUGAGAAAGCAAGGUUGGCCAAGGAAAAGGAAGAAGCUGAGAAAGUAAGCAAAAUGAUCAAGCAAAUGGAGGAAGCUGAGAAAGCCAGGUUAGCCAAGGAAAGGGAGGAAGCCGAGAAAGCCAUCAGAAUGGCGAAGGAAAUGGAGGAAGCCAAGCUGGCCAAGGAAAGGGAGGAAACUGAGAAAGCCAGGAUGGCCAAGGAAAUGGAGGAAGCCAAGCUGGCCAAGGAAAGGGAGGAAGCUGAGAAAGCCAGGAUAGCCAAGGAAAUGGAGGAAGCCAAGCUGGCCAAGGAAAGGGAGGAAGCUGAGAAAGCCAGGAUUGCCAAGGAAAUGGAGGAAGCCAAGCUGGCCAAGGAAAGGGAGGAAGCUGAGAAAGCCAGGAUGGCCAAGGAAAGGGAGGAAGCCAAGUUGGCCAAGGAGAGGGAGGAAGCUGAGAAAGCCAAGUUGGCCAAGGAAAGGGAGGAAGCUGAGGCCAGGUUGGCCAAGGAAAGGGAAGAGUUCAGGCUGGCAAGAUUGGCCAAGGACAAGGAGGAGGCCGAACAGAUGAGAUCGGCCAAGGACAAGAGCGACCGUGAGACAGUCAGGCUGGCCAAGGAAAAGGAAGACGCUGAUAAAGCCAACGUGGAGGCCGUGCGACUUGUAAGAAACUAG
Messenger RNA from Symbiodinium sp. CCMP2592, 914 nucleotides. The record is from the annotation of a GenBank genome assembly. Lineage: Eukaryota; Dinophyceae; Suessiales; Symbiodiniaceae.